Messenger RNA from Anthonomus grandis grandis, 1270 nucleotides. Its product is annotated as MYG1 protein. NCBI's taxonomy places the organism in Eukaryota, Metazoa, Arthropoda, Insecta, Coleoptera, Curculionidae. The record is from RefSeq and is a predicted model, not a curated record. The transcript is spliced from 5 exons. The coding region runs from base 71 to 1198 and encodes 375 amino acids. Gene Ontology annotation, cellular component: cytoplasm; nucleus.
CUAAUAUUUGACAAGUCAUCUGAACUGUCACUUGUCAAAACAAACACACGUCAAAAAUGUGAGGUUAGACAUGGAACAUUUCUUGAAUUUAGGCCGCGAUUUGGUGAGACUUUCUGGCUCUGCAACGUGGGGCAUCUGGCGUGGGUUUAAUGUGAUGGCUUCCAACAACAAAAACAUGAAAAUGGUAAAGAAAAUCGGCACCCAUAACGGUAUGUUUCAUUGUGACGAAGCACUCGCUUGCUUCAUGUUAAAACAGUUACCAGAAUAUAGUGAUGCAGAUAUUGUUAGGAGCCGAGACCCUAAGGUUUUGAAUGAGUGUGACAUUGUAGUAGAUGUGGGAGCAACAUAUGACCCAUUAAAGAAAAAAUUCGACCACCACCAAAGAGAGUUCACCGAAACCUUAAACUCGGUGCGGCCGGACCUCACCAGAAACAAAUUCAACACAAUCAGGUUGAGUUCGGCCGGCUUAGUUUAUGCUCAUUACGGUUUAGAAGUGUUAUCUUCCACUUUAGAAAAGAAUAAACUUUUGGCCACCCAGGAUUGUCUUCGAGCCUUAUUUUUACACAUAUAUGAAGGUUUGGUGGAAGAAUUAGAUGCUAUAGACAAUGGAAUCCCUAUGUAUACCGAAGGGAAACCUUUGUAUCGGAUUAAUACACAUUUAGGGGCGAGAGUGCAUAGGUUAAACCCUGCAUGGAAUGACCCUAAUCCUGAGAGUGAUGAUGUUUUGUUUGAGAAAGCGAUGAGGUUGGUUGGGGGUGAGUUUGUGGAGAGAGUUUUGGAGGGUUUUAAUUCGUGGUGGCCUGCAAGGGAAAUCGUAAAACGUAGCAUAGAAAACCGCAAAAGCCUCCACGAUUCUGGGGAAAUUAUGCUGCUAACUGAUAGAUGUUCAUGGAAGGAUCAUUUGUACGCCUUAGAGGAGGAAUUAAAGAUCGAGGGUGAAAUUAAGUUUUGCGUGUUUCACGAUCGCGGUGGCGACAGUUGGAGGGUCCAGGGGAUUCCCUUGCAACCUGACAGUUUUAUUUGCCGGGUGUUUCUGCAUAAGGAUUGGUGGGGGGUGCGGGACGAGGAGUUGAGCAACAUUUCCAAGGUGGAAGACGCGAUAUUUUGCCACGCCUCUGGUUUUAUCGGUGGGGCCAGAAGUAAGGAGGGAGCGUUGCAAAUGGCUCUGGCCAGUUUGAAAGCCAAGUCCAGUGGAUAAAGUGUGACUUUAAUGUAACAUUAUUGGAAAAAUAAGUUUUAACGUGUCUUUAUUAAAAUUUCCUUUAUAAAG